Opisthorchis viverrini is the source of this 1609-nucleotide messenger RNA. RefSeq lists its product as hypothetical. Gene Ontology annotation, cellular component: mitochondrial small ribosomal subunit. The record is from RefSeq and is a predicted model, not a curated record. The transcript has 7 exons. Gene Ontology annotation, biological process: translation. Bases 144 to 1451 code for a protein of 435 amino acids. Lineage: Eukaryota; Metazoa; Platyhelminthes; Trematoda; Opisthorchiida; Opisthorchiidae. Gene Ontology annotation, molecular function: structural constituent of ribosome; methyltransferase activity.
GCGCAAUUUAUGGCUGAAUAGCCAAUUGAACAGGAUAUACUCAGCUACGCAUUUUUGAUGUUUCAACAUGUUUGUUUGUAUUUUCUGUCACUAUUUCGGAAUUUUUUCAUAGGUGUCUUCCUAUAUCCCGUGAUGUGAAAACGAUGAGCUACUCCUCAAAACUUGUGAAGGGCGCACUCCGAUACCGGACAGCGAAAACUCUAGAGACUGUAUUCGGUACCAAUAUUUCAGCUGACCCAGACGGGUCGUCAUCCAGUGCCACAUCCAGACUGAAGUUACACCCAUGCUUCCUGUCGCUCCCAGCAUUGGCUCUUCCAGCACAAUUAGACAGGGCAGCUAUCAACUACCUUCGUGAGCAUUCGCUGUCCUCCCCUAGGGCGAUCGAAAAUCGCGCUGAACUUAUGAAUAAUUACCUCUGGUCACGCCAACUGUCAUUUGAUACUCAGGCCAUUCAUCGUAAAUUGAGUUCUGACGGGAGUGUACCGGAAAUCGGAGAUGUUGACGCAUGUGAUUCCGAGUUAGCUCAAGCUGUUGAAUGUCAUCCUGAAGAACAACUUACUCAACUUCGUAAAGGAGCUCUGAGGAAGGUGAAGCAAGAGGCCCUUGAUGAGUGGAAAUCACUAACAUAUUCAGGACACAAUUGUGAACUUUAUCUGACCGCGCGUCUGGCACCGAACUUUGCGUCUGUCUGCCGAGUAUUGUAUGAAAUUCGAAAACGAUGUCCGAAGUUUAUCCCCCGCAAUUUGUUUGACUUUGGUUCGGGAUUGGGUACGGUCACAUGGGCUGUCAAUACUGUAUGGCCGGUUGGUUGUGUGAAGGAGCACCUGAUGUUCGAACCCUCAGCUGAUAUGACCAGAUUGUCGGAGUUUAUGUUACGGAAAAACCUCGUUGUCAAAUCCCCAGAAACCAUUUUCCCCGGCGUUUAUCACAGACGUUUUAUGCCAUCUAGUUCACAACAUUAUGAUCUAGUCGUUAGUGCUCACAGCUUGAUGGAAUUACCGGGAACGAAAUCGCGCCAUCGCGUUUUAUCGAAUCUGUGGAACAGAACCACCGAUUUCCUCGUCCUGGUUGAGCAAGGAACAAAGGCGGGCUUUGCUGCAAUCCUGGAGGCUCGUGACUGGCUGGAGAAGAACGAGCCCUCAACGGAGUUGCUAUCGUACCUGGUCGUUUCUCGUGGGGACUGGAGACGACACCAGAGUCCCGUGAUCGAGGAAGAUCCACAGUUCCUUCCCCGGCUUGUGUCCUACGGUUCGACCUCAGAAAAGGUUCUCAUUCAUGACAUUUGUUUGCCCGAUGGCAGUGUGGAGAGGACGUCAUUUUCAAAAAAAUCCACAGACAAACCUCUCUACUACUAUCUGAGACAUGCGAAAGCAGGUGAUAUUUUGCCUUGUGUCCAAAGAACUGAUUUUGAAAUGGAUGGUAUACCGGACCCCGUCGUUAACGAAGAUUGAAUCGACCUAACUCCCUUAUUUUAUUUAUCCCUUGUGCCCCGUAAAGAUUUUUUCCUGUGGUACAAACGGGAUAUCUUUGUACAUUAUCUCUUCCGGAAUGAUCUUCUGAAUGGGUUGUUAGUCAAGUCAUCUUCAUUUGGAUAAAUGUUACUCGAUUG